UAUUCCUGGCAUUCAUAGCAACCCAAGUUUUUUCAAUGGAUGCCUAUAACUAUUCGUUUCUAUGCUAUUUGUUUAUUCUCAAAGAAUGUUAUUAUAAAUUUCUCACCUACGCCCAUAAGGCUGCUGCUAAAAUGUGUUCGAAGGAUCAGUACAGUGAAAUGAAAGAUAAAUUUAAAGCUCCUAAACUAAAAAAGCCGACGACCACACGGGCGCGCUGCUAUGAACAAUUUCUUUGGCAGGAGCUCUACGAUGAAUAUAUACGUUUCAAUGAUCGCUUGGAGAGUGUGAAAUCUUAUAAAACAAACACUGAAUACUUCGAUGAGUAUUGCAAAAAGAUUCCGAAGGAGGACAUGGAUAAAAAGGAACGUUUGAUUAAUAUUUAUCCAUUGUAUAGUACUACUGCCAUAACAUUGUGGAAUAAUAAUGGCGAUAUAACUAGAGAUUUCAAGAAGCGUUAUACUAUAACACGCCCAGUGCAAGAACAAAGGGAGCAAUUUGGAUAAGCACUGUACAUAUGCGACAGGAUACGUUGAACAAAAAAAAAAAAUGUACAACAAACUUUGACAAUAAGCACAAUUCGCCUUGAAAUCAGCUGCUCCAGUAUUACCACCUUACAUGAAUUUUCCGUGGUUGAAAGCGACCUACGGUUCGAGAAAAACGACUAAAGCCAACAACCGAGUUUUAUUUGUACGUUUUUUUGGGAAUGUGUCCAUAUUUGAAAUGAAUUUGUGAAUGAAAGUAGAAAACAUCCGUUUGUUUCAGUGAAAAGAGCAUGCCAUUUACUACAAAAAAUUUCUAAAAUAGAAAAUUUUGGAUUUUCGGCCCUUUUAA
Rhagoletis pomonella (apple maggot) is the source of this 831-nucleotide messenger RNA. RefSeq lists its product as uncharacterized. NCBI's taxonomy places the organism in Eukaryota, Metazoa, Arthropoda, Insecta, Diptera, Tephritidae. The coding region runs from base 36 to 503 and encodes 155 amino acids. The transcript has 2 exons. The record is from RefSeq and is a predicted model, not a curated record.